Messenger RNA from Soboliphyme baturini, 1002 nucleotides. The record is from the annotation of a GenBank genome assembly. NCBI's taxonomy places the organism in Eukaryota, Metazoa, Nematoda, Enoplea, Dioctophymatida, Soboliphymatidae.
AUGGUGGACAACAGAUUAGUUCAAGUUUUACGGCAAUUUGAAAACUUGUGCGUCAAUUUGACUUGCUUAUUCGAAGACACCCUGCAGAACUUGCAAAACAUCGUUCUCGACCAACACUGCGAUCCAAGUAGGCCACUAGACAUCAUGGUUGCGUAUGCAGCAUAUACAUUUGUUCAGAACUCCGCUUUGGCCGGUUCCAAGCCCGAAUGGGAAAGGCGCAGGGUUGGGGACCGUGACGAGUUCUCCCUUAAAACUAAGCGACCUGCCCUUCGUGCUGUUUUUGGCUGUCAUACUAGCUUGGUUGUCUCCUGGGUAAUCCAAAGCCGCGCAGACUGCUGGAUAACUGAGGACCUUCAGUGUCUGAGAGUGUUUCAAGCGAAGUUUGGCAACAGCGAAAUAGUAAUCGCUGCCGAUUCCUGCCCUCAGUGUGAUCUGCCGGAGUCAGAACAGGCAUCAGAGAUGCAUCUCCCCGUGAACAUCAGCAUCCGACUUUCUCCCCCUGACUGUCAAUCUACGUCGGGUGGUUACGAUUCAGUGGAUUCCACGCAGAGUUCAAUGAUGUCUUACGAAAUGUUCUACGACAGACCAUGUUCGUCUGAAGAUUACAUGUCAGUUGCUGAACAUCAUAAAAUCUUGGCGUCUCCUCUUCACUUGAGAAAGUAUGAGGACCUGCAGACUUGCCUCGCUCGUAUUCAUAAGCUGCUCGGUCUCCAUCUCUACAACAUGGUUGCGAAGGUCAAUACUUGGCAAGAGGCAAUUAUCCAUCGUGCAAUUGAUACCGCUUUCUGCAUGGCUCGCGACCAGAGCAUCACUCCCAGGCGGCUCAGGUAUGUCAGUCGGAGGGAGCUGGAGAUCUACAUGCAGAUGCUAGCACUGUUGAUGCGCUACUCGCGCAUUUCAAAGGAACUCAUUGAUGGAGCACUCGACACUGUCAACAAGCGUCCGGUUGACGACACCGUUGUGCUCGACGACGGCGCCUGCCGAUCGGGUAGGCCCUCUUAA